This is a messenger RNA of Prorocentrum cordatum, 542 nucleotides long. The record is from the annotation of a GenBank genome assembly. NCBI's taxonomy places the organism in Eukaryota, Dinophyceae, Prorocentrales, Prorocentraceae.
GCCGCCGCGGCGCAGACGGCGCCCAUCCUGCGCGCGGGGCUGCCGCUCGGUUCGCGGCGGGCCAUGGGUUCGCAGUGGGUUCUCGCAUUGGCGUCUGCGUUGCUUGCAGCGCGCGCUGCAGCGGUGAUCGCGACGCGAGAAGCGGCGCGGGCCGAAGAUGCGUUUCAGAAAUCAUGCGGCGGGGCUUGCGCGCAGGCGUUCGAAGCACUGGCGGGCGCCAGCCCGGCCGUCGCGCCGACUGCAGUAGACGUCAAUGACGCGCUGGUUGCUUUGGCCACGCAGUCGCUUCUCCAGGCGCGGCGCGCCACUCAGCAUGCAGGGCUGAAGUUGGCAGCGAGCCGCCGCGCGUCUGGCUCGAGCCCGUCGCCUGGAAGCGAUACGGCGUGCGCCACCCCGGCCAGGUGUCGCCUGAAAGAAGCAAUGGCGAACAGGUGCAAUUAUGGUCGCGAGGCUUUGCAGGCGACUUACGAGGGCGUGAACGCAGCGGCGCACGUGAUGGGGUCAUUAAUCAGUUCAUUGUGCGGAUGCAUUUUCGUCAGAGG